AAGUGGCAGGUAACUAUUCCACGCAAUACACGACCCCAUUUCUGCGAUACACUACACUUUUCGUACACUUAUCAUACACCUGCAAAAUUUGCGAUAGUUUUACGGUUUGCGAGCGAUUGAAACACGGGGACAUUUGUAAUCAGAAGGACAACUCAUAAAAAAUGGCCGAUCCAUUUUACAUUAAUCGCGGUGAAGUGAAACACCAUUUGAGCCGUUUAGCCAGCGCCGUAGAGAAGUUUGACCGGCAAGCACAGCUGCCCACUUCACCGACACACAAGGAGAAUGCGGAUGAUGAUGUCGCCUUCGAUAAGGGCGCCGUGCAGGAUAUCAUCAAGAUGAUCAGUGAACUGGAGAACAACUUGAAAGAACUGAACGAUACCUUCGCUAUGCAGUCACAGAACGCCAAAGUGCUCGGUCUGAACAUGGCCGAACUGGCCAAACGGAAGGAUAUUGUCGAAGUCCAUCAGCGCGAGUUCGACGGUCUACGGGAUAAAUUCGCCUUCGCCAUUACCGGUGAUGCUUCGGUGGAUUCCAAGACCGUCGUCGAGGGAUUGUUUGCCGAGCGUGAGGGCAACGUCCGACGCCAUCUGCUCACCGGGAACAAAGAAAAUCUGGGCUAUAUGGGCGAUAAUGGAUCGCAGAAUUUCCAUGUGGAGCCCAGUCGCACCAGUAUGCACGAGAUGAAACAUAAACGAGAGUUUGCCGAUGAGGACGAUGAUGAUCUGGUGGAAGUGUACACCAAGAAGAACACCGCCACCAUCGAGAUGGAGGAUACCGGUAAACCGUACUUAAAGAGAGCGGGCAACCGCGCCACACAGGGCCGCCCCGUGGCGGACUGGAUGAACCGCAAUUUCCCUUUAUCCAGACGCAGGAAUCGCAUCAUAUUCUUCAGUUUCCCAUUUGUGCUUGUGCUCCUCAUUAUCAUCAUCAUUAUCAUAGUAAGAUAUUCUUAAGUCGGCACAUAUAGUCUUCGCUGACAUUCCCCGCUGAUAUUACUUACAAUACAAAGCUGGAUAUAAAUUAUAAAUGUAUUGGUUACCUGGUACCGUAUUGGACUGCGUUACAUUACAUUGGUUAUGACUAUGUCUAUGAGUACUCCUAAUGAAGUUACCGGUGGACCUUCAAAAUGCAAGUCAUCUGUGAAUAAACUUAAAAGGAUUAUUAAAGAUCAGCAAAAGAGCUGCUAGGCUAAA
Molecule: messenger RNA, 1193 nt
Organism: Paramacrobiotus metropolitanus
Lineage: Eukaryota; Metazoa; Tardigrada; Eutardigrada; Parachela; Macrobiotidae
Exons: 1
Coding region: 162-953 (263 amino acids)
Biological process (GO): Golgi vesicle transport
Cellular component (GO): membrane
Source: RefSeq, a predicted model, not a curated record